AUGUCAGCGAGAAUUUUUUCAACAGACGAAGCCUUCAAUGCUUUUGGCCAUUGGCUAGUUUCACACGGCGGCUUCAUUCAUGGGUCUUUAACAUUCACCCCACCUGACUCCAAGUAUGGCUCGCGCGUGAUCACCUGCACCGAUAUACCAUCGCAUUCCCAGUUGAUUAGCUGUCCUCACACCCUAACAAUAAAUUAUACAAAAGCUCGUUCUGCAUUUUCAGCAGACUUCAUCACCAACACCACUCAACAUGCCGCCCUUUGUAUGUUUCUUUGCCUGGAGUGGUUGAAGGGCAAGGAAUCAUUCUGGUGGCCAUAUCUUUGCGUCCUGCCGAGGGAAUUUGAUACACCGCUCUAUUUUUCUGAUGAAGAUCUUCAGUUCUUACAAGGCUGUAACCUCGAGGCGACUGAGGUAGAGGCGAGAAAAUUGAUUUGGCGGGAAGAAUUUGAGGCCGCGGUGUCCAUUCUUCAGAGAGAGGGAUACGACACAGAAUACUACACAUGGGAACUAUACUUGUGGGCUUCUACUAUUUUUACGUCAAGGAGUUUCCCCGGAAAGUUGAUGGAUUGGGACCGAAUAAUUGUUCAUGAGGACGAUACCAUGCCGAUUUUAUUCCCAUUAAUAGACAGUUUGAAUCAUUACCCGGCUACAAUAAUUACAUGGCAACCUAGUGAUACCUCCCUGAGAAUAAUAUCCGGUGUGGGUGUUUCUGCAGGAGCUGAGGUGUACAAUAAUUACGGGCCCAAGGCAAAUGAAGAGUUACUAAUGGGUUACGGUUUUACUCUCCUCCAAAAUCCCUUCGAUUCCUUCCUCCUCAAAUCCUCCCCGCCGCUUACCCCAUUGCAACACUCCAUCCUCGGCGAGUCACCGACGGGCCUCUACCACCUAACGCCCCGCAACCGUACCCCGGAAAAUCCGUCCAUCUACCCAUCCUCGUUACUAACCCUCAUAUACAUCCUAACCAGCACUCCAACGGAAGCCUCUUGCAUGCUCACCACCCAGCCAACCAAACCCGCGACCAAGCGCAAUGAGUUAUCGACACACAUAACCCUUCUCCAUGCUCUCCUCCGAAAGCACCAAAACUUUCCCCUUACCCUCCCGGAACCACGGAACUCAAAGCAAGCCUCAGCAAAGAUAUACGCUGAUAGCCAACGCUCACUAAUACUCUCCGCGAUCGGAGAAUCCAAGGACAUCAUAAACUCCCACACCACCAGUAGCGGUCUAAUACGCCUGCAAUCCGCCCUCGGAAGAGCAGGGGGGGCUGACAUGGCUUUCGCAGCAGCGAUCGAGUCCUGCUUUGGCAGUGCAGAUGUACAGGAGCUGAUGGAGGCUGGGCAAGAAGACGUUGUGUUUAUACUAUACCUCUGCCACUUAUCCCUUACCGAGAAGGGCUUCCGGUUACCAGUCUGUCCGACGAGCUCACCAGAAGCCACUCAGUCCGCGCAGGAGCUGCACGAGGGGUUAUUCCCGGCAGUAGUGAACGCCGCGCCGGCGGUCUUUGGAGGGGAAGGGUGGACUGUGGAUCUUUUGCACAGGGGCAUGGAAGCGUAUGCUAAUAUGGGGAUUCGUUUCCCAGAGAUCGAGGGAUUGGUGGUGGCGGGGGAGUAUGCGGUUUGUCUCGAGUGAGGGGCUGUGAUGUAGCACCAUAAUAUCUAUAGUAAAAUACCAAAAGGUGCACCAGAAA
Tuber melanosporum (Perigord truffle) is the source of this 1684-nucleotide messenger RNA. RefSeq lists its product as uncharacterized. Gene Ontology annotation, biological process: peptidyl-lysine monomethylation. Gene Ontology annotation, molecular function: protein-lysine N-methyltransferase activity. Gene Ontology annotation, cellular component: nucleus. Lineage: Eukaryota; Fungi; Ascomycota; Pezizomycetes; Pezizales; Tuberaceae. The record is from RefSeq and is a predicted model, not a curated record. Bases 1 to 1626 code for a protein of 541 amino acids. The transcript has 4 exons.